UUGUUGCUGCUGUUGCUGCUGCUUGGCUAACACACACACACACGCACACACGCACGCACGCACGCACGCACACACACGUCUUCCAAUCUGAGCUGCUUUGAGCCACACUGUUUCAUCUAGUGCUAUCAGGGCUGAUGAGAGCCUCUCGUCUUUCUGGGUCUGCCGCAGCUGCUGUGUGAAAUGCUGUGAAGGCAUGUCUGUGCGUCGUUGGUGUUUCUUCGUAACCCGGCAGACAGAGUUCAGUUGAAUUUUAACGUUUCAUGGUAUUGUUAUGGUUUUAUCAUCAUGAUAUCAACAUGGGUGUCAGUGAUUGUCAUGCUGGUGGCGUUAGUGAAUGGAGCGAGAAAUGAGGAUGACAUACAGCCGUGUGCAAAGGUCCAGACGUCUAGCUCAGUGGUGCCGUUGGGGUCACCUGUCAAAGCCACCUGUGUCAUCAGAGACGGCUGCCCUCUGGUCAUUGGACGAGCUGUUCACAUAGAGUGGCGCCUCGGAGAUCGCUUUCUCCCCAGCAGCCCCGUGGCCAAUGAGAGCGACAGGGUUUCCGAGGUUGUUAUACCGAGCUUCAAUCACACCAGGGAGAUCCUCACCUGCUGCGUCCAGGGCUCUCCUCUUCAAGUAGUAGCAGGAGUGGAGAUCAGAGCUGGAUAUCCACCAGAAGCACCACAAAACCUCAGCUGCCAGACAAACCUCACCACCAACACCUUGACCUGUAGCUGGGACCCUGGGCAGCUGGAGACCCACCUGCACACAAAGUACACCGUCCACACCGAGAUAAGUUUUAGGGAUCCAAGCGAGAAACGCACUUAUGAGCUGCCACCAGGAGUCCACAGUUAUACCAUCCCUCGCGUUGACUUUUACUUGUUCGUCGAUAUGGAAAUAUAUGUGAAGGCGGUGAAUGAACUCGGAGAAGCAACCUCAGCAACUAUCAAGUUGGAACCCAUCAGUGCAGCUAAGUUUGAUCCACCAUCGAUCGUGAAGGUUCAAGCGGUGCCUAAAAAGUAUGGCUGCCUAAAUCUGAGCUGGGCGUUAUUUCUGCAGCAGCAAUGGCUGAGUGGCCGGAGCCUAAACCUGGAAAUCCGACUUAAAACUGCUGACAGCAGCGAAUGGAGUGAACAACCAAUCACGGUGGGCCGGGUUAGACCAGUGAACCAGUGCCGUCUCCUGAAUGGGACUCAGUAUCUGGCCCAGAUAAGAGUCAGAUAUCAAGUCCAGAGCCCCUGGAGUGAAUGGAGCAGCAGCCAGUCUGGAGUCACCUUGGAGAGCGCUCCCACUGGACUCCUAGACUGGUGGAUGAAGAUAUCAGAGGAUAACACGCCCAAACAACGCAACAUACAUUUGUUCUGGAAGCCGUCAAAACAAUUCCGAGCCAACGGCCAAAAUGUGUCAUACGUUGUCUCCGUGAAAAACCUGCCAGGUGGAAAUAGAAAGGUGUGCUCUAUAAAGGGGAAUGACUGUACUUUCCAGCUUCCCAGGAGAGUAAAGAAAGUGUACCUGAGUGCUGUAAAUGCAGCAGGGAAAUCCUCCCCCACUGAAGUCCGGAUUUACCUACCAAAAGCUCAUACAGCGAUAUCAGACGUCACAGUCAUUCCUCAUGAUGACAGAUCUCUGUUGGUCCAGUGGAGAAGCCUGGUUUCUUCCAAUCUCACUGGUUUUGUGGUGGAAUGGAGACCUUUGUUACAAACAGACCUCUCUUUCACCCAGUUUGAAAUAACUGACAGAGACCAGACACGCCUUCUUAUAACAGGCAGCUUUGAGCCCUACAAGCCCUAUGGGAUCUCUGUGUAUCCGAGGUUUAAGGAUGGGAUAGGCCUUCCUCAGACUGUUAAUGCCUACUCGAGACAAAAGGCUCCAUCCAUGGUUCCAAAAAUACAAAUUAAAAAGGUCUGGCAGUCACAUAUUGAGUUUACCUGGGAUGAAAUACCAUUAGACCAAAGGAACGGGAUUAUCCAGAGCUACAAAGUCUUCUACUGGGAUAAGAAGGGACCCGUUAACGUUGGGAAUGCUGUCCUGGGAGAGAGGAGGGUGGUCCUGAAAGACCUCAACACUGUGUCUCAGUAUGAGGCUUUCAUGAUGGUUAGCACGUCUGGUGGGAGCCUGAACGGGUCAACGCUUCAUUUUGAAACGGAGUCCUUCGACGUGGUUUUUGUCGUGAUGAUUGUAACUGUGUCUGGUGUUGGAGUGUCAUUGCUGAUUGUCUUCAUGACUUGUUUCUCCAUCAACAAAAGGCUGAAGGUGCGUUUUUGGCCAGCUGUUCCAGAUCCGGCUAAUAGCAGCAUCAAGAGAUGGUCAUCAGAAUCAACACAGGAUUCCCAUCUUCCCUGGGACAACGAGGAGCCCGAUCCAAUGUACCUGUCCCACCUGAGCUUCCUGGACCUCCCUGUGAGACUAGGUAAAGAGGACAUUGACCCCUGGUUAAGCAGUGCAGAGGACACCAGCGACCCGGGAGAGUACAUCUGCGGUUCACCGUUCAUCCCCGGCUACUCUGGUUCAAACAGCGACUCUGUUCCUUACGCUACCGUGAUCUUCUCUGGUCCAUGCAGCAGCCCUACGCCUAAAGACCCUCACGUCUACCUGCGGUCUGAGUCCACACAGCCCCUCUUGGAGUCCGAAGAGUCCUUCAGUCCAAAGUGCUACCAGAAUAUGGCAACUGAUGGGAUGUCAAGUGAGCAAUGUUUCUUUGGACCGUGCCAUGAUGAUUGUGCACCUGAAGAAAGUGUGGACCCAGGCGUUCUGUGGGACGACUUUCCUUUCCUACGAGCGUUAUCCUUGAAUAAUACUCAAAAUGACUAAAAGUACUUUGCUGAUUAUAAGAGUAGCUACUUUGCAAGAUGUUUAUGUAGAUCUGAGUUUGUAAUGAGCCAGUUGUGAUACGUUGAUUCAGCAGAGCACACAGCUGUAAAUGUAUGCCAGAUUUAAUGCUAAAAUCACUUUGAUAUGUAAUGAUUAUGAUGUACUUACUUUGUCUGUACCACACUUUGUAGAUAUGUCACCUCUUUCGAAAAUAAACUUUUUUACCGAAGAAAAUGUA
Molecule: messenger RNA, 3028 nt
Organism: Sebastes umbrosus (honeycomb rockfish)
Lineage: Eukaryota; Metazoa; Chordata; Actinopteri; Perciformes; Sebastidae
Gene: csf3r
Product: colony stimulating factor 3 receptor (granulocyte)
Exons: 17
Coding region: 286-2790 (834 amino acids)
Biological process (GO): cytokine-mediated signaling pathway
Cellular component (GO): external side of plasma membrane
Molecular function (GO): cytokine receptor activity; protein binding
Source: RefSeq, a predicted model, not a curated record